ACUUCUUACUGUCUGUGCUGGAGAGAUAAGGAAGCGCUAUGAAAUAACAGAGACAGCAGCAGAGACGCUCCACCAUGGUUCAGUGGCAGAUCUGCACUCUGGAGCACCUGAUGAAUUCAGGGUUUGGCCGUCCUUUUCCACGACACGGCCUUCAGCUCCUGUUUUGGUUUGCGAACCAGUGUGUGACCUGUGAACCCAUUAACUUUGUGGUCAUCAUGAAGCUGGUGUCAGAUUGUCAACCAGAGAACGGUUGCUACGGCUUCCACCUGUUUGGCAACGUUGAGGAGCUUUUGCCAGUGCUGAAGAAGCGCAAGGGUAAAACAAAGGUUGUGUACUAUGAAGUUGGCAACCUGAACACAGAAACCUACCCAGCUUCUGCAAACCUCCCCGCAUAUGUGAGGGAAAAUUAUGGGUUGUAUGGUGAUUACAAUAUAGACCGGAUCAUCAUCGGUUACCAGGUGAAGACCAGGGUGGUGGAGACGGUGUAUGUCACAGAGCAUGACGGAGCUGCCUUUGGGAGGUUCAACACUGACAGGACAUACGAAGUCAGCCCUGAACUCAUCCAAGUCCUGCAGAACCUGCAGCUUGAUCUCACCACCUUUCUCACCCAGACAGGCUACUGGGGAGACAUGCAGGUGGUCCAGGCUGACAAUAUGGGGGAGAUACGCUACCCAGACCCUUCAGUCCAGGAAAUCUUCGACUUAAUGCAGAACUACAGUGGAUCUGUAGCAAGAGCAGUACAUGAUGACUUAAGUUUCUUCUCAGAAACCUUUAACCUGCAACUGGAUGUAAACAUGGAGCCCUUCAGCUAUGACCAGUAUGGGAACCGCAUGGUCAACGUAACCUCAAACAACAGCAGAGUUGUGGCUGGCUACAGUGAAGUGCAACGGAAAUACAGGAAGCCUAAAGCCAAAAAGAAACCAAGAGUCUAUGAUGACAGUUAUUGGCUGUCUGCGUUGGGGCCGCCUAAAGGGCAACGUGCAUUCAGCUAUUACUCCCGUUUUGAUGAAGAAGACAGGAGAUGGAACAGAGGUGGUGGUGGUGGUGGUGGUGGUGGCAUCAGCUUCAUGAAGAUUCUCCUUGGUGCUGGUGCACUCUACUUGGCAGCCAAAUGUUUCAGCUGGCUGAGGAGCUUGUGGGAGGAGGACUUAAAUGAGUACAUCAUCAAGAAGAUACCAACUUAUCAACAUCAUGUCAUGCUGGAUUAUGUGUACUAAGAUUUUAGGGCAAUGGAUGUCUUUUUGGUCAAACAUGAAGACUCCAUACAACAGUUGUCAAAUGAAUCUAAAACAAGUGUGAAUUCACAAUAGCUGCAACCUUGAUGCCAAAUGUACGUUACAUUUGGACAUUUCAUACGAAUUAUAUCAGUGUUUCUAAAGUGACGUAGGAUAUGAGCUGGACAGUGGAUGGCAUGACAUCUAGACAAGAUGGCUGCCAAGCUGCAGCCCACUGUUCAAGACCAACAGACAACAACACUGGUUGUUUUUAGCAUUUCCAGUGGCGUUUGUGGCACUGAACUUUGGUGUUUUUAACUGACCCGUCCCUUCUUUUCCAGCAGCUUUUGUGCCACCAAAUGAAGGUGUUUUAAGUCAAAAUAUGAUCUUUUCCAAACUAUUACCAAGUGGUUUUUGUGCAUAAA
This is a messenger RNA of Epinephelus lanceolatus (giant grouper), 1639 nucleotides long. RefSeq lists its product as uncharacterized. NCBI's taxonomy places the organism in Eukaryota, Metazoa, Chordata, Actinopteri, Perciformes, Serranidae. The record is from RefSeq and is a predicted model, not a curated record.